AUGCCUUACAAUAUUGCUAUGGUCAGCGACUUUUUCUUCCCACAGCCAGGCGGAGUUGAAAGCCACAUUUACCAGUUGUCAACGAAACUCAUUGACCGCGGCCACAAGGUCAUUAUCAUCACUCAUGCCUACAAAGGCCGGACCGGGGUGCGAUAUCUCACAAAUGGCCUCAAGGUUUAUCAUGUUCCUUUCCUCGUUAUAUACCGCGAAGCAACAAUGCCGACACUCUUCUCCUUUUUUCCAAUAUUCCGCAACAUCGUCGUUCGAGAGCAGAUCCAGAUCGUGCAUGGGCAUGCUAGUUUAAGCAGCUUCUGCUGUGAAGCGAUUUUGCACGCGCGCACGAUGGGUUUACGGACUGUUUUUACGGACCAUUCGUUAUUCGGUUUCGCCGAUGCAGGCUCGAUCCUUACAAACAAACUCUUGAAGUUCAUUCUCAGCGAUGUGGACCACGUUAUAUGUGUUAGCCAUACUUGCAAGGAGAACACAGUCCUACGAGCAUCUCUAGAUCCCUUGAUGGUGUCGGUCAUACCGAAUGCUGUCGUUGCAGAAAACUUCCGACCCUUGUCAUAUCAAUCUGGAGAAGGUGGUUCAGCGCCGCAUCCUGCUCCCCGCAUCAUCGGUCCCAACGACACAAUCACCAUUGUAGUGAUCUCUCGACUCUUCUACAACAAGGGUAUCGACCUUCUUAUAGCAGCCAUUCCUCGAAUCCUAACAUCGCAUCCAAAUGUGCGAUUUAUCAUUGGAGGAUCGGGGCCCAAGGCAAUUGACUUGGAGCAAAUGCUCGAACGCAACAUGUUGCAAGAUAAAGUGGAGAUGCUCGGCCCCGUGCGACAUGAAGAAGUGCGGGAUGUGAUGGUCCAGGGCGAUAUUUAUCUGCAUCCCAGUUUGACAGAAGCAUUCGGAACUGUAUUGGUUGAAGCGGCAAGCUGCGGUCUUUACGUAGUGUGCACGCGCGUCGGUGGAAUACCAGAGGUGCUACCACAGCACAUGACGACGUUUGCAAAGCCGGAGGAAGACGAUCUCGUCCUGGCUACUGGAAAGGCGAUUGCCGCGCUUCGAUCCAACAAAGUGCGCACAGAACGAUUCCACGACCAGGUGAAAAUGAUGUACUCCUGGACCGACGUCGCUCGCCGUACUGAACGGGUAUACAAUGGGAUCUCGGGUGCCAUCAGCGAGCUGGAAUUUUACGGGCAUUAUCCAGAUGCUGGCUGGGACGCGGUUUGUGGCCGCACGCGAAGCUUCGUGUUGAUCGACCGGCUGAAGCGCUACUAUGGGUGUGGUAUAUGGGCUGGUAAGCUAUUCUGCAUGUGCGUGGUGAUUGAUUAUUUACUGUACGUGUUUUUGGAGAUGCUCUGGCCCCGGGCAAACAUCGAUCUUGCUCGCAGCUGGCCCAAGAAACCCGUCCCACAUCCAGACGCAGCGGCAGCCACCAAGGGCAUUAUGACGCGAAGUACUCGGGAUCGUCUUCGCGCCAGUGCUUAA
Messenger RNA from Talaromyces atroroseus, 1482 nucleotides. RefSeq names its product Phosphatidylinositol N-acetylglucosaminyltransferase gpi3 subunit. The transcript is spliced from 5 exons. The record is from RefSeq and is a predicted model, not a curated record. Gene Ontology annotation, molecular function: phosphatidylinositol N-acetylglucosaminyltransferase activity. Bases 1 to 1482 code for a protein of 493 amino acids. Gene Ontology annotation, biological process: GPI anchor biosynthetic process. Lineage: Eukaryota; Fungi; Ascomycota; Eurotiomycetes; Eurotiales; Trichocomaceae. Gene Ontology annotation, cellular component: glycosylphosphatidylinositol-N-acetylglucosaminyltransferase (GPI-GnT) complex.